Messenger RNA from Cajanus cajan (pigeon pea), 1449 nucleotides. Lineage: Eukaryota; Viridiplantae; Streptophyta; Magnoliopsida; Fabales; Fabaceae. The record is from RefSeq and is a predicted model, not a curated record.
AGCUCAACUAUGCCACCUUUUGCCAAUACCUAGAAAAACACACUGUCCCCACACAAAAGCUUCACUUGAUCACUUCCAUUGAUCUAUCACCCCAUUUAGAAUAUAAAAUAAAUACACACCAUCUCUACCCUCAUUCACCACUUUGCUUGAUUGGAGUAGUGACCUAUUAUUCAAACAUGCUAGCAUCUGUUGCAGAACAUGGCAUAUCAAAACCAUCAAGAAAUCAUCAAAAUUCUCACCAUUCAGAAGCACCAAAUUCCUAUGCAAACACAAGGGCAAUACUUGGCCAACCUCGACUUCAAAGGACUAAACCAAUUAUAUGGUGUGCUGCAAUUUUGUGCUUCAUAUUCAGCUUAGUACUUAUUUUCUUUGGAAUUGCAACAUUGAUUGUCUACCUUGCCAUGAAGCCACGAAACCCCAUGUUUGACAUUCCUAAUGCAAACCUCAAUGUAGUAUAUUUUGACUCACCACAGUACCUCAAUGGUGAAUUCACUCUCCUUGCAAAUUUUUCCAAUCCUAACAGGAGAAUUGGGGUGAGGUUUGAGUCCUUGAAUAUUGAGCUUUUCUACUCGAACAGACUCGUGUCAUCACAGACAAUCAAGCCUUUUACUCAAAGGCCAAGGGAAAACAGCUUGGUGUUUUUGCCUCAAGAUGUUGGUGUGAAACUUCAAAGGCAAGUGGAGAAUAACAGGGUCAACUACAAUGCAAGGGGAACAUUUAAGGUGAGGUUCAACAUGGGCCUUUUCCAUUUAUCUUACUGGCUGCAUAGCAUAUGUCAGAUAGAGAUGACUAGUCCUCCAACUGGUAUUCUAGUAGCAAGACAAUGUAUAACAAACAGAUGAAGAGGCAACAUGGUAGAGUUCUUUUGUGUUUUUUUUUUCUUUCUAGUUUCUACUUUAUUAGGAGAUAUAGCUAAUGCCUAAUGGUACAUACCAGUGUGCAACAGAGUUAAAUGAUUCUUGCGAGAAAUGAAAUCGAGAAGAUUAGCUGAUACCAUUCGAUUUUAUUUGACUUUUUUUAAUGUUUUUAUUUUUAGAUAGCGGUGGAGGGUGUUGAAGCAAUUCUAUACCAGCAGAAUUAUGAUGUACAUUUUAUUUUAUUUUUCUACUAAUAUCAGUCUAUAGUUUUUCUUCCAGAAUGGGGUGGUAAGCAAACAUUGAAUUAACUUCUUGAUAUUGUUUUCUUUAACUUCCUUAAUUGUGUCGUGUCAGCUGUACUAAUUGGAAAUCCUUUUGACUAUGUAAAAUACUUAAAGCUAAAAUGUGUUAAAAGCAGAAAAGGACUUGUCAGAGAUUGAUCAUUGACGUGGAAUCAACUAGUAUUUCAAAAGUACCCCUGCAUAAUUUAUUGUGGUGAGCCUUACAUCUCAAAAUCAUGUCUUAUUCCAGAAUCUUCGAAGCACACACAUUUACAGUAGUUUAAGCAUAUAUGCUUCGCAUGGAGGCCAUU